Phyllopteryx taeniolatus (common seadragon) is the source of this 500-nucleotide messenger RNA. RefSeq names its product histone H4. Gene Ontology annotation, biological process: nucleosome assembly. The transcript has a single exon. The record is from RefSeq and is a predicted model, not a curated record. Lineage: Eukaryota; Metazoa; Chordata; Actinopteri; Syngnathiformes; Syngnathidae. Bases 95 to 406 code for a protein of 103 amino acids. Gene Ontology annotation, cellular component: nucleosome. Gene Ontology annotation, molecular function: structural constituent of chromatin; DNA binding; protein heterodimerization activity.
CUCUAACACGUCCGCAGUUUGAGAAUAAAAUGAAGUCAGUCCGGCGGUUGAGUCACACGUUUUAAAAACAGUUGUUUGCAUACUUAAAGCGAAGAUGAGCGGAAGAGGCAAAGGCGGCAAAGGUCUCGGAAAGGGUGGCGCUAAGCGUCAUCGUAAAGUUCUCCGUGACAACAUCCAGGGAAUCACCAAACCUGCAAUUAGGCGUUUGGCUCGCCGAGGCGGAGUCAAGCGUAUCUCCGGCCUAAUCUACGAAGAGACCAGAGGUGUUCUGAAAGUCUUUCUGGAGAAUGUUAUUCGCGACGCCGUCACGUACACCGAGCACGCUAAGAGGAAGACUGUCACCGCCAUGGAUGUAGUGUAUGCUCUCAAGAGGCAGGGCCGCACCCUGUACGGCUUCGGCGGUUAAACAGCACACGGCUGCAACCAACCAACUACAAAACGGCUCUUCUAAGAGCCACACACUUUGUCUUACAGAGCAAACUAGUUCCUGCAUCCAAUUC